Molecule: messenger RNA, 496 nt
Organism: Balearica regulorum gibbericeps (East African grey crowned-crane)
Lineage: Eukaryota; Metazoa; Chordata; Aves; Gruiformes; Gruidae
Source: RefSeq, a predicted model, not a curated record
CCCUUUAAUCCUGCAGAGGAACUCCAUGAGAUGGGACGGAAAGAUCUAUGAAGAAAUCCCAAUAGCUCACAUCAAAGCUACGUACAACAACACCCACAUCCAAGUGGUCAGCUUUGACAACAGGCCAUUUGCCCGUACAUCCUGUGGCACAGAAGGCUUCCAGAACGCCAAGAAGGGAACUGCCAUUGCAGCACAGACUGCAGCCAUGGCAGCAGCAGUGAAAGCGCGUGGGAAGGGUGUGUUGCACGUACGAGUCAUGGUGAAAGGACUGGGACCAGGACGCAAAGCUGCCAUCAAGGGUUUGACUAUGGGAGGUUUGGAGGUCAUCUCCAUCACCGACAACACCCCAGUUCCACACAAUGGCUGCCGCCCACGGAAAGCCAGGCGAAUGUGAGAGGGGAGUGGAGAGGCGCACAGCUUUCAACAUCAGUUCAUGCAACAGGGACUGGGUUGAAUGUUGGUCCUGGGACAGAUUCUGGAAAGGCACCCUCCCUGG